UAUUUUAAUUGCCCAACAGUCAAUUAAAUUGAAUAGCAGCGAACUAGCAUUCAAUCUUUUUGAGGAUUGCAUUAAAUACACUCCAAAUGAUCUUGAGAUUUUAGUCACUCUGGCAGAGCUCCAAAUGGAAUCAAAGAAAAUGGACAUGUGUCGUAACACUUGCCAGCAGAUACUUAAAAUUGAUGGCAGCAACGAGUCAGCCUCAGUGUUGAUGGCAGACUUGUCCUUUAGAAAGAUGGAAUUUAAAAAAGCAGCGUACCAUUUUUCCCAGCUGCUAUUAUCUCAGCCUUGCAAUUGGACAGCUUUAGCCCGUCUAAUUGAGGUUAAGAGGCGUUCUGGUACAUUGUCUGAAAGUGUUCCCUUUUUAGAACGUGCUGAACAUGCGUCUUUACCAUCUAAAAAUGCAUCAGGGUUUACCUAUUGCAAAGGUUUAUUCGAAUGGUAUGCUGGAAAUCUGACCUGCGCUUUGCGAUACUUCAAUCUAUCUCGCAAGGAUCAUGUGUGGGGUCAAUUAGCUAAGCUCAAUAUGAUUGAAAUAUGCAUUAAUCCAGAUGGUGAAAUACCCAAUGCAUAUGAUCUUUUUGAAGACGGAGACAUUGGCGAGUUUAGUGAAUCCCGUCUAAUUGCUUUGCGAACAGCCGAACGUUUGCUUAAAGAAAUGUGUCCUGGACCUGGGGAAAUCUUUGAAAGCACCUUGAGCUGUCGAAUUUUUCGGAACUUUUUACAAAUUGCUUCGAAGCAAAAGCAUCAAGUUGAAUUAGCACUAAAGGAUCUAACUGAACUUUUACAAAAAGAACAAAAUUCAUUCAUGGUUACUAUUUUGUAUGCUAUUGCUUUGGCUUUAGUUCAGCUUAAGCAAAUUCAACGGGCAAAAAAUCAUCUUAAGAAAACAGCUCGAUUAAGUUGGAAUUAUGAGGAGGCCGAAUACUUGGAGCGAAGCUGGUUGUUGUUAGCCGAUAUUUAUAUUCAUGGCAAUAAACUGGAUGUUGCCGAGACAUUUGUGGACCGGGUUUUGGAAUUUAAUAAAUCAAGCACAAGGGCUUAUGAACUAGCCGGAUACAUUGCAGAAAAGUUGCAAUCUUAUAGUGAUGCUGCCAAGCAUUACCAAAAAGCCUGGGACAGUUGUGGCCAUUCUAGGCCACACAUUGGAUACAAAUUAGCAUUUAAUAAUAUGAAGAAAAGACAAUUUGCUAACGCUGUUAAUGUUUGUCAACAAGUCUUAAAACUACACCCAGAUUACAAUAUCAUUCGCAAAGAUAUCCUUGAAAAAUGUCGCAGUAACUUAAGAUCUUAAAUACGCAAAGAAUAAUUUAAUAGCUGAUCGAACAAAAAUAAAUAAAAU
Messenger RNA from Drosophila montana, 1342 nucleotides. Its product is annotated as tetratricopeptide repeat protein 21B-like. The coding region runs from base 125 to 1294 and encodes 389 amino acids. Gene Ontology annotation, biological process: protein localization to cilium; intraciliary retrograde transport. Lineage: Eukaryota; Metazoa; Arthropoda; Insecta; Diptera; Drosophilidae. The transcript is spliced from 2 exons. Gene Ontology annotation, molecular function: protein binding. The record is from RefSeq and is a predicted model, not a curated record. Gene Ontology annotation, cellular component: intraciliary transport particle A.